AAAUAGAAACAACAAUCUCCGUCAGAGAAUUCGCUCUGCAAUCUAAAUGUCGGCGUCCACUUCAAUCGCCCAUCUCCGCCAACCACUCCACGGCGUCGUUCGCCGACCACCACCGUCGCAUAUGAAAUCAGAUUAGGUCAUGUAGUUCAAUUAGUGACCAAUGCUGUCAAACAUUGGUUAUAACGAAUGGCGGUAAAGCAUAGUGGUUAGAAAUCAAUCACACGACACUUCAGAAUUUGCUUGCAAUGUCAUCAUCCACUUCAAUCGUCGCUCCUCGACCACCACCGCAUCUCAGAUCAGGUGAAAAUGGCGAGUUCAGUGGAGAAGGAAGGUUCUGCUGCUGUCAGAGAUGCAGGUGCAUCGGAGGAGCGUGUUUGGUUGGAUCUACCUGCACCAUCUGGUUGGACCAAAAAGUACUUCUUUCCAAAGUCUGGAACACCGACAAAGUAUGAGGUUGUCUUUACUGCACCAUCAGGAGAGAAAAUCCAUACAAGGAGGCAUAUGGAGGAGUAUCUGAAGAGAAAUGGUGGACCGAAGGUCUCAGAAUUUGAUUGGGGCAAUGGCGAGACUCCAAGAAGAUCGGCAAGGAUCAUCGAGAAGGCCAAGGCAGCUCCUCUAGUGGAGCAUGAAAGUGAACCCCCUAAGAAACGGGGCAAAAAGUCAGCAUCAGAUUUAAAAGCAUCUAAAGGGAAGAUUGAUGACAAAGCAUCAAAAUCAAAAAGCGUUUAAAAAUGUUUUUGAAUUAAGAUCGAGCGUGGUUGCUUCAAAAUUGUAACCAUAUAAUAGAAUCACAUGAUUUAACGGGCCAUAUUUACUUGAGUUAUAAGCGACCCUAGUUUAAAAAUGUUCUUCCUUUCUAAGUUUGUCAACUAUAUCUUCCUUCUCAAAGGUGUAUGACACUGCAACUGCAAUUGUUGGGAUCUCAAUCUCACAUUGUAAGCCCCUCUUCAUAUUUUUUCUUUGUUUUUUUGUUUUCUAAA
Molecule: messenger RNA, 980 nt
Organism: Medicago truncatula (barrel medic)
Lineage: Eukaryota; Viridiplantae; Streptophyta; Magnoliopsida; Fabales; Fabaceae
Product: methyl-CpG-binding domain-containing protein 11
Exons: 4
Coding region: 307-729 (140 amino acids)
Molecular function (GO): DNA binding
Source: RefSeq, a predicted model, not a curated record